AUGGCGCAAGCUACCGACCUCAAGGCCUCUCUGGGCCGCUGGUCGAAGAGGCUCGGCACCCUGCCGAGUCUCGCCCUCCCCACAGACUACCCGAGAACCAGUGAGUUGCCCGCUGGACCUAAAUUGCUCCGAUAUCUAGGAAGUUAUAGAGAGCUGACCCACCCAGUACCCGCGAAGAUGAUCGAGUCGGUGCAGACGCUUCCUCUCCCGCCGUCUCUGACCCCGGCGCUUAUGCACCUCACGUACGAGUUCAGCGAGCUCUUCCCCUCGGCGCCGCUGCCCACGCCGUACCACCUGCUGCUGACGUCGUUCGUCAUCCUCCUGUUCCGUUACACCCCUGACCCUUCCAUGGUCAUUUGCACGAGCGCCCCGGGAACUACGGCUCCUCUGCUUCUCAAGCUCGACAUUACGGCGGAGAUGACCUUCUUCGACGUCCUCCGUCAGGUCAUGGAGCGCGAGGAGGACGCCGCGCAGGACGUCAUCCCGUUCUCGGCACUUAUCGACCACCUCAAGCCCGAAGGACCGCUGUACCGCGUCCGCUUCUUCGACUCGACCCAGGUCGACGCCGACCCGUCGGGAUCCCUCUCGACUGACUGGACCCUCUUCCUCCUCGCCGAGGACCAGCAGGGAUCCGCCACUCGCUCGGCCAUGCCCAAGCUCUACCUCCGCCUCACCUACAACUCGCUCCUGUUCACUCAGGCGCGCGUUCAGGCCGUCCUCGACUCGCUCAUUCAGCUCCUCAAGUCGGCCUCAUCCCACGACGCCGCCCACCCCAUCGGCUCGCUCCCCAUCCGUACCGAGGCACAGGCCAAGGUUGUCCCCGACCCCUCGUCUGACCUCGACUGGUGCGGAUACGUCGGCGCCAUUACCGACAUUUUCCAGGCCAACGCCAAGGCCCACCCCGACCGCCCCUGUGUUGUUCAGUGUGAGCAGGCCGAGGGACAGGGCAUCCUCGACGGCCCGUCGCGCGGACGAAGGACCUUCACCUAUCGCCAGAUUGACGAGGCUUCGAACGUCCUCGCUCACUCGCUCCUCAAGAACGGCCUCAAGCGCGGAGAGGUCGUCAUGGUCUACGCCGCCCGUAGCGUCGACCUCGUCGUGUGUGUCAUGGGUAUUCUCAAGGCCGGCGGUAUCUUCUCGGUCGUCGACCCCGCGUACCCGCCGAACCGUCAGAUCGUCUACCUCCAGGUCUCGACUCCUCGGGCCCUGCUCGUCAUUUCCAGCGCCGGUGUCCUCUCCCCCACUGUUUCCGAGUACAUCAAGGAGAAGCUCGACCUCCGUGUCCACAUUCCGGCUAUCAAGAUGACCGAGAACGGCAUCACCGGCUCGCCCGCUGGCGCCGCCGAGGACAUCCUUGCUCCCUACCAGGAGCUCGCCCAGUACCCCCACCGGCGUCGUUCUCGGCCCCGACUCCAACGCGACCCUCUCCUUCACCUCUGGCUCGACCGGCAUCCCCAAGGGUGUCAAGGGAAGGCAUUUCUCGCUCACCCACUUCUUCCCCUGGAUGGCUGA
Messenger RNA from Trichosporon asahii var. asahii CBS 2479, 1512 nucleotides. RefSeq names its product aminoadipate-semialdehyde dehydrogenase. The transcript has a single exon. Bases 1 to 1512 code for a protein of 503 amino acids. NCBI's taxonomy places the organism in Eukaryota, Fungi, Basidiomycota, Tremellomycetes, Trichosporonales, Trichosporonaceae. The record is from RefSeq and is a predicted model, not a curated record.